AUGCUUGACUUUGACUUCCACCUCACAACACCUCGUCUCUUCAUAUCCCACCUUAACCCUGAGGACGAUGCUCAUUGCGAUUUCGCAUACGAGCUAGUGUUCAGCCCAGGUCCCGCUGAGCAGAAGCCCGCAGUCGAUGCGGAAAAGACAGAGAUCACACCCCCUCGCGAUGUUGGGAAGAACUUCAUCGCGAAGGAUAUUGAGAGGAUGGAGCAAACAGGCUAUGGCCGCUACCUGGUCUCGCUCAGACAAAACUCGGCUUUGAACAUCAAUUCACCGCACGAAGACGAAGACGUUCCUUUCUCGAAGCGACGCCUAACGCCAAUUGGCAUCGUCUCAAUGCAACUCGCGCGCUUCCCGUCCGAACCGUCCGCACCAACGAUCCCAGAUGUCGGGUUCACAUUUCUGCCCCGGUACCUUGGAAACGGGUACGCUACUGAGGCUGCAGCGGGCUUGAUGGAGUACUUUACAGACGAGAAAGGACUCAAGGAAUUUUGCGGUUUUUGUAAACCGGAGAAUACAGCAAGCGCAAACGUUUUGAAGAGGCUGGGAUUCGAGGAGAGGGGCCCAAGGGAGGUAGAUGGUGUUGUCGAGGGGGAGAUAUUGAGCGCUUUGGUCUGGACAAUUGGCGUUGGGCAUGAGAAGGGCGCGCUUGAGAAGCGAGGCUUGCAACGCGUUGAGAAGCCUGCCGAAGAUGGAACAUCACUCUCGCCAACAUUGAGCAGAGAUGAUCAGCAAGGCGAUACAGUGGUGCCUCUUGAAGGUCGCAUCCUCCGUGACGCCCAGGGAAAAUCCAUCUUCAUUGGCGACUGCGCCCCGCUGUCUUUUCUACAAACAGUCAGGCAUCUCAUCACAUCCGAGGUGGACCCAAGAGCUACUGUGCAAGCUACACGCGACCCCAUCAUUGAGAUCGCUCGGCCUGAUUCAGCGGAUCAACAUUCAUGUCCUCCCAUUGAUGUGCAUCAAGUCGACGCACUAGUCGACGAGUUCAUGGCUGCAAGUAGUGGCCUCGUUCAGCUCUUCCAACGAGAGGAUCUUGCUCCCGAACUGAAGGCAUGGGCAAGCAGCAGAAACUCCAGUUCAGACGAUGCUGCAGCUGCCGUCUUCUAUCUGGUCCUUGCAAUCGGCGCCCAAGAGCGAUUCGAGGAAAAGGCAGAAGCCUGGUUCAAUACUGCUCGGGAUGUGCUUUUGAAGCAUAUGUGCAGCAGCAUGAAUGUUUCGACUGUUCAAGGCUUUGCCCUCGUAGCGAUUUACAUGCUCCGAGCGUCUCAACCGAAUGGAGCCUAUUUAUACUUCUCCCUGGCUGCGCGUGCCGCAUACGCAAUCGGCAUACACCGAACGGAAGUGAACGCAUCCUUUGGCGAAACCAUCAAGCUGGUGCGAGACCGGAUUUGGAAGAGCAUUCGCGUCACCGACCAGUUGAUAAGCAACGCAUUAGGCCGACCUCCAUCCACAUCAGAUGUCGAUUGCACCGUUAAGUACAACACGUUUGAAGACAACACCGAAACCGAUGAUGCCAAUGUACUGGAUGCCAGCGUCCAGAUCUUCAUGAUUAUCGAGCGUGUCGUCGUUGAAGUGUAUUCUCGCAAACGUAUAUCACUACGCAUUGCAGACUAUGUCUCGCGACAAUUGAAGAGCUGGGCGUCCAAAUGGCUGCAGAAGUUAUCUCAUCUUACGACCAGACCUCAUUCUCGAGAAGCCGUGGUGGGCGCUUGCUCCACGCUCUGCUCCUAUUACUACGGCAUCAUGCUACUCACCCGACCUUUCCUCAUCUACGAGUUAUAUGAAUACAUGGGCGCUCCGUUGAAGAGCGGGGGCUCACAAGCUGAUCACCAAGAGAAGCGCAAGUACGCAGAUGCUGCACUUGAUGCCGCGUCGACGUUAGUGGAUACACUGCUAGUCGUUACGAUUACAAAGCAGUUGCCUCGUAAGAUGCCACUGAUAGUAUCCUGGCUCUUCACGGCUACACUCGUUCUUGCCGUCGGCAUCCUUGGCGACUCAGGACUCAUGUUAGUGGACAGCUGCAAAGAUGCAAUCACUUGCAUGGACUACUUCGGUCAAGUCGACCCUCAUGCCCGGCAGUAUUCACAGGUAGCACAAUCACUGCUCAAGAUCACCACUGCACAUGCCAAGAAGAGAGAGCUGCAUUUGCGCCGGAAGAGGAAGCAAGCAUCGUCGGAAUUGUUUGGCCUAUUGCCUGGAGAGUCAACUAACAUUCCGGCCCAAGUGGACGAAUGCGACGCACAGCUCGGCCACGGGUCGCUGGUCUCCCGAGACUCCGUUCAGCGCCACGUGUCUUCCGCAGCGCCACUCGAUUGGACUAUAUACGAUGCCGACUUCUUUGCCAUGCCAUGGCCGAGUGAGAACGAUCAGGGUCUCCAGGAUUUCCUGCAGCCGGGCACUCACAAUCUUGAUGGCGUAUCCGUGGCUGACAUACCGCUUUUCCCCAUCCACGACCAGCAGAUGGGCGGUGACUUCUUCCCGUAA
Molecule: messenger RNA, 2487 nt
Organism: Alternaria conjuncta
Lineage: Eukaryota; Fungi; Ascomycota; Dothideomycetes; Pleosporales; Pleosporaceae
Exons: 5
Coding region: 1-2487 (828 amino acids)
Biological process (GO): DNA-templated transcription; positive regulation of transcription from RNA polymerase II promoter by galactose
Cellular component (GO): nucleus
Molecular function (GO): acyltransferase activity, transferring groups other than amino-acyl groups; zinc ion binding; RNA polymerase II cis-regulatory region sequence-specific DNA binding
Source: RefSeq, a predicted model, not a curated record